Gloeophyllum trabeum ATCC 11539 is the source of this 565-nucleotide messenger RNA. RefSeq lists its product as uncharacterized. Bases 71 to 505 code for a protein of 144 amino acids. Lineage: Eukaryota; Fungi; Basidiomycota; Agaricomycetes; Gloeophyllales; Gloeophyllaceae. The record is from RefSeq and is a predicted model, not a curated record. The transcript is spliced from 5 exons. Gene Ontology annotation, biological process: mitochondrial electron transport, NADH to ubiquinone.
GAUCUCCCCCGUCUUCGGUGUCAUCGUCAAGGACGUCGAAAGUCUAGUUCGUCUACAGGGAACAAGAACGAUGCUCAGUCGACGCUUGGUUUCUCGACUCGGCUCUCGCGCUGUCACAGCAACACGCACGGCGUCGACAUCGUCUAGCGUCCCAGCUGCAGCGCCGGACCCUCCCUCACAACAAUCCUCUGUCGCGCCUGCUCCCCAAGCUCCGAAUGCGGUCAAACCAUGGUCUACCAGCCAAAGGCCUCGCCCACAAGGUCGCUCUGGCCCACGCUUUGAGCAGACUAAGAUGGAACUCCAACCCAAUCCAUUGAGCGCAAUGGCGAUGAUCAGUGAGGAGCCAACUCGGAUUGUACAUGGGCGCAAGGCGGUUUGUGAUGGAGGAGGAGGUCCUUUGGGCCACCCCAAAAUCUUCAUCAACUUGGACCAACCAGGUCCCCAUACUUGCGGAUAUUGUGGUUUGCGUUUCGAGCAGGCUCCACAUCACGGACACCAUGAAUAGAGCAUCUUUGUAUAUCUCGUCUUUCCAAUACUAUUUGCCAUGAAAUUUGGACCACCCGAA